Gossypium arboreum is the source of this 1773-nucleotide messenger RNA. Its product is annotated as elongation factor 1-alpha. The transcript has 4 exons. Gene Ontology annotation, biological process: translation; translational elongation. Gene Ontology annotation, molecular function: translation elongation factor activity; GTPase activity; GTP binding. Bases 93 to 1436 code for a protein of 447 amino acids. The record is from RefSeq and is a predicted model, not a curated record. NCBI's taxonomy places the organism in Eukaryota, Viridiplantae, Streptophyta, Magnoliopsida, Malvales, Malvaceae.
UGUGGUGGGGGGCCCCAAUUCUUCAUUUUCAUUUUAUUGUUCCUUCCUUCGCCGUCUACUGCACUUGUGACAUCGAUUUCAAGUGAAUCAGAAUGGGUAAGGAAAAGAGUCACAUUAACAUUGUGGUCAUUGGCCACGUCGAUUCCGGAAAAUCGACCACCACUGGCCACCUGAUCUACAAGCUUGGUGGUAUUGACAAGCGUGUGAUUGAAAGGUUUGAGAAAGAAGCUGCGGAGAUGAACAAGAGGUCAUUCAAGUAUGCUUGGGUGCUUGACAAGCUCAAGGCUGAACGUGAGCGUGGUAUCACCAUUGAUAUUGCCUUGUGGAAAUUUGAGACGACCAAAUACUACUGCACUGUGAUUGAUGCGCCUGGACACCGUGACUUUAUCAAGAACAUGAUUACUGGCACCUCGCAGGCUGAUUGUGCUGUUUUGAUUAUUGAUUCCACCACUGGUGGUUUUGAGGCUGGUAUCUCCAAGGAUGGUCAGACUCGUGAGCAUGCUUUGCUUGCUUUUACCCUUGGUGUCAAGCAAAUGAUUUGCUGUUGCAACAAGAUGGAUGCCACUACCCCUAAAUAUUCGAAGGCUAGGUAUGAUGAAAUCGUGAAGGAAGUCUCUUCCUACUUGAAGAAGGUUGGAUACAACCCUGACAAGAUUCCAUUUGUUCCCAUUUCUGGUUUUGAGGGUGAUAACAUGAUUGAGAGGUCUACCAACUUGGACUGGUACAAGGGCCCUACACUUCUUGAGGCUCUUGACCAGAUCAAUGAGCCCAAGAGGCCUUCAGACAAGCCUCUCCGUCUACCACUUCAGGAUGUGUACAAGAUUGGUGGUAUUGGAACUGUCCCAGUUGGUCGUGUUGAAACUGGUGUCUUGAAGCCUGGUAUGGUUGUGACCUUUGGUCCUACUGGUCUGACCACUGAAGUUAAGUCUGUUGAGAUGCACCAUGAAGCUCUUACGGAGGCGCUUCCUGGUGAUAAUGUUGGGUUCAAUGUUAAGAAUGUCGCUGUUAAGGAUCUCAAGCGUGGUUAUGUUGCAUCCAACUCCAAGGAUGAUCCUGCUAAGGAGGCUGCAAACUUCACUUCUCAGGUCAUCAUCAUGAACCAUCCUGGACAAAUUGGAAACGGAUAUGCCCCAGUCCUCGACUGCCACACCUCACACAUUGCUGUUAAGUUUGCUGAACUUUUGACCAAGAUUGACAGGCGAUCUGGUAAGGAGCUUGAGAAGGAACCCAAGUUCUUGAAGAAUGGUGAUGCUGGUAUGAUUAAGAUGAUUCCCACCAAGCCCAUGGUUGUGGAGACCUUCUCCGAGUACCCACCCUUGGGUCGUUUUGCUGUGAGGGACAUGCGUCAGACCGUGGCUGUUGGUGUUAUCAAGAAUGUUGAGAAGAAGGACCCAACCGGUGCCAAGGUCACCAAGUCUGCUGCUAAGAAGAAGUGAACCGUGCUGGCUAAACCUAAUGAAGUUUCCGCAGAUGGAGUAUUUUAUUAUGAUAAUAAUAGUUUGAUAGACUUUAUCAUUUAUGAUAUAGUUGGUCUUUUGCUUGGUUUUGCAUGUUAUAGUGUGGUGCCAUUGUUGUCUGGUAACUGUUCUCAGUAUUGGGUGCUUGACAGACGGUGGCAUAGCUAUGGCAGGUGGUCUCUAGCGUUAUCUGGUUUUGUUUAAUUUACUACUGUAUCUUGUCAUUGUCAAGAGGGUGCCCUCUUUGGUUUUCCAAGGUGGCUCGAAACUUUUGUUUAUGAUUUUCGUUGAAGCUGCGGAAUUAUUUAUUAUGAAA